Messenger RNA from Bombina bombina (fire-bellied toad), 760 nucleotides. RefSeq names its product transmembrane protein 196 (gene TMEM196). The record is from RefSeq and is a predicted model, not a curated record. The transcript is spliced from 4 exons. Bases 1 to 534 code for a protein of 177 amino acids. Lineage: Eukaryota; Metazoa; Chordata; Amphibia; Anura; Bombinatoridae.
AUGUGCACCAGUCGUCAGAUCAUUGGAAGCCUCAUGGUGCUGUCUGUGCUGGAGAUAGGGCUGGGUUUGUCCAGUGUGGCUGUAGGAGUUGUCAGCUUCUUGAGGGUCAGGACAGUGCAGAAGCCCCAGCUGGGAGACUUUUCUCCGGUAUGGAGCGGUGCGUGUUUCCUGAUUUGUGGAAUAUGUGGAAUAUUUUGUGCCAAAAAAAAAUCUGGACUUAUAAUGAUUCUGUUUUCAGCCUGCUGUAUCUGUGGACUAAUUGGAGGGAUAUUAAACAUUCAGUUCUUACGUGAUGUAACCAAGAAGUCAUCCUCUCAACGUCCCUUACACCUUGUUUCCAUGUCACUUGCAUGCAUUGGGAUCAGUGGCUGCACCAUAUCAUCAUGGCUUACAUGCCGGCUAGCCAGCUAUGAACAACGGAGAAUGUUUUUAGAAAGAGAACAUUCACUUCACCAUUCCCAUGAGAUGACAGAAAAGGAAACUGUGGAAAAUAUGAAUGGUGGAGCACAGCUUGUUUUUAAUGGAAGAGUUUAAAGUGCAUUAAGCUCAUUAUACUAACAAUGGCAAACAAAACGUUGAGCUGGGACAUUUAAACAAAUACGAUUCCACAUAUUAACAAUUCUCUUGCUGCGGCAUUCUUGGUAUUAAAUAUUUAGUAUUAAGAUUCAUACAGGAAGCAGUGAUGCAAUAAUAAUAUUAAUAAAAAUACUAUGAAGACUACUGAAAAUUAUUUUGGAUAUGCACAACCAUUUUUUAAGCA